Diospyros lotus (date-plum) is the source of this 1385-nucleotide messenger RNA. RefSeq names its product protein CDI-like. NCBI's taxonomy places the organism in Eukaryota, Viridiplantae, Streptophyta, Magnoliopsida, Ericales, Ebenaceae. The record is from RefSeq and is a predicted model, not a curated record. The transcript is spliced from 2 exons. The coding region runs from base 259 to 1089 and encodes 276 amino acids.
UCCAUCAGGAUCAUCCUCUCUCUCUCUCUCUCUCUCUCCCUGGCGGCACCUGUUACACAAACUUCCCAAUCAACCAGGUGUCGGUGCUCCCAAAAAUCCAGGGUCCCGCGGCAGAUUCUGAAAUCAACAAUCGUCAAUUCCAGAUCUAUCGUCACAGCUCUGAAUCUGAUGCCUUUAAUAACAGCAAUUCACUCCUCUUCUUCCCUGUUCAUGCUUAGGUCUGCUACUGCUUGAAGAGUAGUAAAUCCUCGCAUUGCAAUGUCGACAUUGAUAGCGAGUGCUAAAUAUUCGAACGGCCACGAGGUUCGGUUCGCGAGCCCUGCAGGCGCCAAAUCAGAUCCAGUUCCAAAGGAUUUCGGCAAUGGCGACGUCGAUACGCCGCCGCCGCCGUUCAGGAUCUUCAUUGGCUACGAUGCGCGCGAAGACAUCGCCUACGAGGUCUGCCGCUACUCCAUCCUCAAGCGAUCCUCCAUUCCGGUCGAGAUCUCGCCGAUCAAGCAGUCCGAUGUGAGGGAACGUGGCGUGUACUGGCGAGAGAGAGGCAAGCUCGAGAGCACCGAGUUUUCCUUCACGCGGUUCUUGACGCCCUACCUGGCCGGUUAUCAAGGCUGGGCGCUGUUCGCGGAUUGCGAUUUUCUCUACUUGGCGGACGUUAAGGAACUGGUCGAAUUGCUCGACGAUAAAUACGCUGUAAUGUGCGUUCAACACGAUUACGCGCCGAAAGACGCCACGAAGAUGGACGGCGCCAUUCAGACGAAUUAUCCGAGGAAGAACUGGUCGUCGAUGGUGCUGUACAAUUGCGGCCAUCCGAAGAACCGAGUGUUGACGCCGGAGGUUGUGAAUUCUGAGUCGGGAGCGUUCCUCCACCGAUUCCAGUGGCUGGAUGACGAUGAGAUUGGGUCCGUCCCAUUCGUUUGGAACUUCCUAGUGGGGCAUAACCAGGUGGUGGAAGGCGACGCCAGUACUUUCCCCAAGGCCAUCCAUUACACUCUGGGAGGGCCCUGGUUUGAGGCAUGGAAAGAGUGCGAAUUCGGCGAUCUCUGGAUUCGGGAAAUGGAGGAGUACGAGAAGACGACGGUUAAGCACUGAGCUUCGAAAUCAGGUAAUUAAUGGCAGUUGGCUUCUUGCAGUAGUGUAGAUUUGUGUACUUGUCUCGUUUUUGGAUAUGUCAGUGUUCUCUUGUUAGACCGAUGCGUACUGGGAGGUAGCUAAAUCGGUUUUAAGCUACCUGUACUGUAUGCGAUCCGUUUGUUGUUUCUUUCAUUCAUGCGUGUUCCAAAGUACCGAAGUGUCGCAUCUAAUAAGCCGCACUGGUAGGUAAAAUGGGCAUAUAAGCUAUCAUGCGUGUGUUAUUCGUGGAGUGUCAUAUCUAAUUCAGAGGACGU